UCCUUUUAGCUAAACUAAUUUAACUUAAGCGUGUACGUAUAUUAUGUUUAUGAGCCUCACAUCGUUACAGGACUUUUAUUUUGACAGCCGGUUACCGAAUGUGACGCUUUUGUCUCCUGAGCAGGAUUACAGUGUUUAGUGCAGCAGCAGCAGCCGCAGGAGACUGUUGGAGGUUGAGGUGCUUCAGGGCUGUUUAUUGUUCUGGAUCGGAUCAGGUGCUGAUAGUUAGAGCGCGGGUUGGACAGGUGUUUGCUGUGGUUUAAAGUAAAGACUGGAUUCUCUGUAGGUGAAUAAUGGAAGGGUGCUGCAGGUUUCCCCCCGAUCUCCAGUAAAGUGGAGCAGCAGAAGAUCCAGCUCUGAUCAGCAGCAGCUCCACACCUCUGUACUCAGACUGAUCUGCUGGAGGAACACCAUCAUCAGAUCACCUGUUGCAGAACUGAAUGCUAUGCUGUUCCAAGUCAUCUUCUGAUACCAGUGUCAACAUUACUAACUGGAGGAAGUUUAGCUGCAAAAAUGCAAUCAGAAGAUUUCACCAAAUAUUCCAUGCUGCUGAACGAAGGGGAGAACAUGGCAUCCAGAGAAAUCUCAGAUACUCAGCAAACACCCUCUCUUACACCUCACAGCCACAUGCAAGAAAGUACAGGCAAGAAGAAAACUCACCUCUGCUCAGACUGUGGGAACAGUUUUAAUAGUCCAAGUGGUCUCCACCGACACCAGCUCAUUCACACAGGAGAGAGACCGUUUCACUGCUCAGACUGUGGGAAAAGUUUUAAUCGGCAGUGUACCCUUAAAAAACACCAGCAAAUUCAUACUGGAGAGAAACCGUAUCACUGCUCAGAGUGUGGGAAGAGCUUUAAUAGUCCGAGCCGUCUCCACCGACACCAGCUCAUUCACACAGGAGAGAGACCGUUUCACUGCUCAGACUGUGGGAAAAGUUUUAAUCGGCAGUGUACCCUUAAAAAACACCAGCGAAUUCACACUGGAGUCAAACCGUAUCACUGCUCAGAGUGUGGAAAGAGCUAUAAUAGUCCGAGUCGUCUCCAACAACACCAGCUCAUUCACACAGGAGAGAGACCGUUUCACUGCUCUGACUGUGGGAAAAGUUUUAAUCGGCAGUGUACCCUUAAAAAACACCAGCGAAUUCACACUGGAGAGAAACUGUAUCACUGCUCAGAGUGUGGAAUGAAUUUUAACCAAAAGAGUUAUCUCCGAAAACACGAGCGCAUUCACAUAGAACAUAAACCAUGUUACUGCUUAGACUGUGGCAAGAGUUUUAAUCGUCUGAGUUAUCUCCGAAUACAUCAGCGCAUUCACACUGGAAAUAAACCAUAUCACUGCUCAGACUGUGGGAACAGUUUUAAUCAUCCGAGUUCCCUUAAAAAACACCAGCGCAUUCACACUGGAGAGAAACCGUAUCAGUGCCUAGAGUGUGGGAAGAGUUUUACUGCACAAAGUAAUCUCAGAGAACACCAGCGCACUCACUCUGGAGAGAAACCAUAUUACUGCCCAGAUUGUGGGAAGAGUUUUAAUGUUCUGAGUAAUCUCAAAUGCCACCAGCGCCAUCACACAGGAGAGAAACCGUAUCAGUGUUUAGACUGUGGGAGGAGUUUUACUAGUCAGGGUCAUUUCCAAUACCAUCAGCUCGUUCACACUGGAGAGAAGCCGUUUCAAUGCUCAGACUGCAGCAAGAGUUUUACUACACGGAUGAGUCUCCAGCGACACCAGCGUAUUCACACUGGAGAGAAACCGUAUCAGUGCCCAGGUUGUGAGAAGAGUUUUUCUCGCAAGAAUUAUCUCCAAAACCACCAGCGCUUUCACACUGGAGAGAAGCCGUUUCAAUGCUCAGACUGUGGCAAGAGUUUUACUGCACAGGAAAGUCUCCAGCGACACCAGCGCAUUCACACUGGAGAGAAACCAUAUCACUGCACAGAAUGUGGGAAGAGUUUUACUUAUCAGACUAGUUUACAAGUACACCUGCGCAUUCAUACUGGAGAGAAACCAUAUCACUGCUCAGAGUGUGCAAAGAGCUUCAGGCAUUUCACAACAUUUAAGACACACAAGUGCAAAAACCAUUCCAGAUCCCAACCCUGACAAUUUCUGAAGCAUAUUCAUAAAACAAUGUAUAGUUAUAGGUACUAAAUGUUAUGUCCAGCUUUCAGGCCGUAUACUGAAUAUAUCCUUACAAGCCAGAGAUCCUGAAGUAGAUGAGAUCCAGUAUAUCUGUAUAACACUAUAUAUGUAUGUGUGUAUGGCUGUCAAUGUUAAAGAGUUAAUGCAUCUCAUUCAUUUGGAAUCAGUAACGCAUAAUUUUUUUUUAAAUCACAAGUUAAUUAUGCCACCAACUUUGACCUCAUCUUCGGCUGUAAUCUGCAGAAAAUCUCCAAUGCAUCCCCCAGUGUGCACUGUCUAGUUGUAAUCAAUUGGAAGUCAACUCAUUUUACACUCAUUUUAACUCCACUAUUGAAAGUGAAUAAAAAACACAGUAGAUAUUCUGUUGUCUUUUAUACCAAUUUUGUUAUAUUAACACAUUAAUACAUACUAUAAUUGUUCAUUAUUAUAAUACAGCAAGCUGUAAUUGAUUGAUGGUUUAAACUAAAGUACAGCAUCAUUUGAUUUGAUAUGUAAUACAUAUUUAAGUUCCUGUUUUUUCAUGAGACUUACUGACUUACUCACAGCCUUACUAACCAGACUCAGAACCUGCUGUUGGACAAAGGUGGCUGCAGAACUCUGCAACCAAAGUAGUCAGAGUGCAGAAGAGCAGGGGGCUGUUGCUUGGCCAUGGUUGUCCAAUUAAAGACACUUCCGAGUAUGGGUACUCUUAAUGUCCAGGUGAACUUUUUGACUUGCCUUUUAACCAUGACAGAGAUUUACCUGACCAUGACUUGAACUCUUGACAGCACCAGUAACAAUGAAAACCCAUUGACUGACCUUAAUGCCAUCUCUAUAUAUUUAACUGUUUUCCAUGGAUUUUGUACUGACAUGUAUGCCAGCUUCCAUCUGUUCUGUAUGUUUUUGAUUUGCAUAGGGUUUAGUGUAAUUAUCAUGUUUCAUAGUAAUUUGUAUUAAUGUGUUGAGGUUCAUAUGCAUGUUGUAUUUCUUGUAGUUUUGUCAAACUUCAAAUAAACCAUUAAAAGAGAUGAACUGGG
Astyanax mexicanus (Mexican tetra) is the source of this 3146-nucleotide messenger RNA. RefSeq names its product gastrula zinc finger protein XlCGF26.1-like. Gene Ontology annotation, biological process: regulation of transcription by RNA polymerase II. The transcript is spliced from 3 exons. Gene Ontology annotation, molecular function: RNA polymerase II cis-regulatory region sequence-specific DNA binding; DNA-binding transcription factor activity. The coding region runs from base 514 to 2091 and encodes 525 amino acids. The record is from RefSeq and is a predicted model, not a curated record. Lineage: Eukaryota; Metazoa; Chordata; Actinopteri; Characiformes; Acestrorhamphidae.